AUGAAGUUCAAAGUGUCUCCAUUGACUAAAAUUAUAUCGUUGUCGGGUUUCUUAGCCCUUGGUUUUCUACUGGUGAUUUUAAGUUGUGCACUAUUUCAUAAUUACUAUCCACUAUUCGAUAUCUUACUUUUUCUAGUGGCACCUUUACCAAACUCACUGUUUGGAUCAGGAUCUACCGCUUACAGUACUUCUGAUUUUAUGACGGAUUCUACACAUGCUGGUCAAGAUUUCGCACAUUUCUUAACUGGUACUUUCGUCACUAGCGGUAUCACAUUACCAUUAAUCUUAUACCACUGUCAAUAUAUUACAUCCGUCAGUUGUGCCAUGAGCAUACUAGGUGGUCUGAUCAUUUAUUCAAGCAUCGUUAUAUUUUCUUGGUUUUUCAACAGCAAUUGGGAUGGUGAUGAAGAUGCCCUAUUCAAUUAA
Molecule: messenger RNA, 426 nt
Organism: Kazachstania africana CBS 2517
Lineage: Eukaryota; Fungi; Ascomycota; Saccharomycetes; Saccharomycetales; Saccharomycetaceae
Gene: VPS55
Product: Vps55p
Exons: 1
Coding region: 1-426 (141 amino acids)
Biological process (GO): late endosome to vacuole transport via multivesicular body sorting pathway
Cellular component (GO): endosome; Vps55/Vps68 complex
Source: RefSeq, a predicted model, not a curated record